This is a messenger RNA of Labeo rohita (rohu), 8610 nucleotides long. RefSeq names its product ubiquitin protein ligase E3 component n-recognin 3 (gene ubr3). The record is from RefSeq and is a predicted model, not a curated record. Gene Ontology annotation, cellular component: cytoplasm; ubiquitin ligase complex. NCBI's taxonomy places the organism in Eukaryota, Metazoa, Chordata, Actinopteri, Cypriniformes, Cyprinidae. Gene Ontology annotation, molecular function: ubiquitin protein ligase activity; zinc ion binding. The transcript is spliced from 40 exons. Gene Ontology annotation, biological process: protein ubiquitination; ubiquitin-dependent protein catabolic process via the N-end rule pathway. The coding region runs from base 41 to 5659 and encodes 1872 amino acids.
CAACCAAAAUAAAGUGAGCACAACAAACCCGUAGCGCAUCAUGGCGGCGUCGCUGCUGCGCCGGGACAAGAAAUCUACCGCCGCCCAUCUGAAGGCAGACCUCAAGAGGACUGACAACAGCUCAGGGCUGCGGCAGCUGCAGGAGCUGCUGGAUAGCGUGCUGAACCCGGAGCGGGGCUCGGACCCGGAGGCGCUGGAGUGGUGUAAAUGGCUGCUGGCAGGAGGGGACGGAUUCGACGAGUUCUGCCGGACCGUCCGAUCCUACGAUAACGCCACCCUCUGCGGGCUGGUGUGGACUGCCAACUUCGUGGCGUACCGUUGCCGGACUUGCGGCAUCUCGCCCUGCAUGUCGUUAUGUGCGGAGUGCUUCAAUAACGGCGAUCACACGGGCCAUGAUUUUAACAUGUUCCGGAGUCAGGCCGGUGGGGCCUGUGACUGCGGGGACGGGAACGUGAUGAGAGAGAGCGGGUUUUGCAAUAGGCAUCGGUUAAAAACGGGAGAGAACGUGCCAUCAGUCCCUCGGGAUCUCCUGCUCAUGUCUGAGAUGGUGCUGCCGCGGUUUAUCAUCACUAUCAUUCAGUACCUGAGAGACGGCUACACUGAGCCAGAGUCUGCCGCUGACAGAGAUCUGCAGAAGGUUCUUCAGCAGUUAGAGCCACACAUAUCGUUCUUAGAAGAGCUCACCAAGAUGGGCGGGGCCAUGCGCACUGUUCUCACCAAGAUCUUAACCAAUCAGCAGACCUUUAAAGAACUGAGCAUGGGUCAAGAGGAGAAUGUUUAUGCGAAGAGGAACUAUGAGAAGUAUUUGUCAGCAUUGAAGAGUUCAGGUUUGGUGUCGGUGGAAGAGAAGGGAGCAGGAAUAGCUGGAGCUGGGGCAACAGACACUCCAGCUGGGGCAGGAGCGCUCAGUCUACUGGGAGCUACUGCUGCUGCCAGUCUGGAAGACUCUAGCAAAGAGGAGGAUCAGGAUGGGCUGCAGGGUGUGGGUCAGAGGAAAAGAGUCAAGCUCAGUAGCAGUACCAAAGAUCCAUCCAUAAUGGACACCCUGAAACACAAAUGUUUUUUAGAAGAGUUAUUGUUUUGGACUAUUAAGUAUGAAUUUCCACAGAAGAUGGUCACUUUUUUGCUCAACAUGUUGCCAGAUCAGGAUUACAAGAUCACAUUCACUAAAACAUUUGUACAACACUAUGCCUUCAUCAUGAAGACCCUCAUGAAGAGUCACGAGUCGGACACCAUGUCCAACCGCAUCGUUCACAUCAGCGUGCAGCUUUUCAGUAAUGAAGAGCUGGCGAGACACGUCACAGAGGAGUGCCAGUUACUGGACAUCAUGGUCACUGUGCUCCUCUACAUGAUGGAGAGCUGCCUUAUCAAGAGCGAACUGCAAGAUGAGGAGAAUAAUCGUCACGUGGUGGUGAACUGUGGUGAAGCUCUACUGAAGAAUAACACCUACUGGCCUUUAGUUAGUGAUUUUAUUAAUAUCCUCUCGCACCAAAGUGUGGCCAAGCGCUUCCUGGAGGAUCAUUCUCUGCUGCUGCUCUGGAUGAGUUUCGUCUCCUUCUUUCAAGGAAUGAAUCUUAAUAAGAGAGAGCUGAAUGAGCAUGUGGAGUUUGAGUCUCAGACGUAUUAUGCAGCGUUUGCAGCUGAGCUGGAGGCCUGUGCUCAGCCCAUGUGGGGUCUCCUCACACACUGCAAAGUCAAAGAGACCCAAGAGUACACUAAGACAGUGGUGCGGUACUGUCUGGAAACUCUUCAGAUGUGGUUUGAUGCCAUUGGGUUUGUAGAUGAGCCUGCCCUCAACCAGCUGACCUUUCAUUUACCUCUCCAUAGAUACUAUGCCAUGUUCCUCAGCAAGGGAGUGAAGUGUCAAGGUCUGGAUUUGGACAGUUUGCUUCCUGAUCAGGAGAUGCUUAUGAAGAUCAUGGUUCACCCUCUUCAGAUACAGGCUAGCCUGUCUGAGAUCCAUAGUAACAUGUGGGUGAGAAAUGGGCUGCAGAUUAAAGGUCAGGCCAUGACUUAUGUCCAGUCUCACUUCUGUAACUCCAUGAUUGACCCAGACAUCUACCUCCUACAGGUGUGUGCGUCUAGACUGGAUCCAGAUUACUUCAUUUCCUCAGUGUUUGAGAGGUUCAAGGUGGUGGAUUUGCUGACGAUGGCAUCUCAACAUCAGAACGCAGUGCUGGACUCGGAGCAGGAGAGACCCAUGCUGGAGGGAGCGCUGACCUUCCUGGUCAUACUGUGCAGUCUCAGAAUACACUUAGGAAUGUCUGAUGAUGAGAUCUUGAGAGCGGAGAUGGUGUCGCAGUUGUGUAUGAAUGAUCGUACCCACAGUUCCCUGCUAGAUCUUAUCCCGGAGAAUCCGAACCCUAAGAGCGGAGUGGUGCCGGGCAGCUGUAGUUUUGAGGAGAUGCUGUCUGCUGUAGCUGAUUUUAAAGCCCCGGUGUUUGAGCCCGGAGGAUCUAUGCAGCAGGGCAUGUACACGCCUAAAGCGGAUGUCUGGGAGAAAGAGUUUGACCCUAUAAUGGUGAUUUUACGCACAGUAUACCGCAGAGAUGUGCAGUCGGCCAUGGAUCGAUACGCAGCAUUUUUGAAACAGUCAGGCAUUCAUACAGGGAACCCCUGGCCACCCUAUAAGGAGAGGACCCCUCUGCACCCCUGCUAUAAAGGACUGGUGCGCCUUUUGCACUGCAAAACCCUACAUAUUGUCAUCUUUACACUGCUUUAUAAGAUCUGGAUGGAUCAUCAGAACAUGUCUGAACAUGUGUUGUGUAUGGUGCUGUAUCUGAUAGAACUUGGGCUUGAUAAUCAGGUUCAUGAUGACAAAGUGGAAGAGGAGCCCUGUAUUGAGGAGCACUGCCAUGACAGCUGGUUCCCAGGCACCAGUCUGCUGUCGAACCUCCAUCACGUCAUCAACUUUGUGCGGGUUCGAGUGCCAGAGACUGCACCUGAGGUGGAAAGGAAGAGAGAGAGGGAGAGAGAGCGUGAAACUCCUCCCAGCACCAGCUCUGAGAGCACCACUUUUGGACAGAGUUCCAGAAGGCUGACAGGAAAUUGGAGAGAGAACCUGCGUGAGGCUCAGGUGUUCAGUCUAGUGGCGGAGCGCAGAAGGAAGUUUCAGGAGAUCAUAAACCGUAGUAACCACGAGGCCAGUCAGGCAGUGCGGCCCAAGUCCUCGUCCUCUCGCUGGCUGCCACCCGGCUCACCUCCACAGCUGGUGACCGAGAUACUGGAGAUCCGUGAGAGCAUGCUGUCACUCCUGGUCAAACUGCACCAGAAACUGUCUGCCAAACAGAACUCUCUGUCUCUGAGUUGGUUGGCCGAGGUGGAUCCGGCCCAUCACGCGCACGGAGAUGGGUUAACAGCCAUAGAAAGAAUCCUGGCCAAAGCUGCCGCCCGUAGCCGGCACAGCAAAAGGUGCCUACAGGAAAUCUGUGGGAAAGUGUGUCCACCCAUACCACCCAAGAAGAACAGUCCUGGAGAUAAGAAGAGUAUGGACAAGGAGGAAAGGCGUCAAAGGGCCAGAGAGAGACAGCAGAAGCUGCUGGCGGAGUUUGCCUCCAGGCAGAAGAGCUUCAUGGAGACUGCCAUGGAUGUUGAAUCACCUGAAACAGAUGCAGUGAUGGACAUGGCUUCGGCAGAACCUCUAGACUCUGAAGUUUUGUAUGACUGUGUGAUCUGUGGUCAGAGCGGCCCGUCUACUGAAGACAGACCCACAGGACUGGUGGUACUGCUGCAGGCCUCAUCAGUGUUGGGGCACCGUUGUCGUAGUGACACACCAAAGCGAUUGCCUACCACGGAUGAGGAGCAUAUCUACCCUGAGGACACGUGUGGAGCGACCCAUGAUGUUAGGCUGUCCCUUAUGCAACGCUACUUUAAAGAUAGUUCCUGUUUGCAGUCUGUGUCUAUUGGCUGGGACGGGGGUGUGUAUGUGCAGACGUGCGGCCACACUCUGCAUAUAGACUGUCAUAAGUCUUACAUGGAGUCUUUACGGAAUGAUCAGGUUCUUCAGGGGUUUUCUGUGGAUAAAGGCGAGUUCACCUGUCCGCUGUGUCGUCAGUUCGCCAACAGUGUUUUGCCCUGUCGUCCUGGGCGUGGGAUGGAGACGGGCGCCUGGCAUGCACCCAGUAACAAGAGCAUGUCCACACUGGUAAAGGAGGUGGAGGACCUUCAGGAGCAGCUGGGCAUUUUCCCAGUAAGCGCCAGCCUAAAGCAGAGAGAUCCCAUACUGGCGGAGUCAAAUCUGAGUAAAGAGAUGGAAUCUGUUAUAAAGGACAUUAAAAACACCACACAGAAAAAGUACAUGGAUUAUGGGAAGAACCCUGGGUCACCUGAUAAUGACUUCCUGUUCAUGUACUCAGUGGCCAGAACAAAUCUAGAGUUAGAGUUGGUUCAUCGUGGGGGGAAUCUAUGCAGUGGAGGGGCCAGUGCUGCUGCCAAACGCUCCUGUCUCAAUCAGCUGUUUCAUGUGCUGGCCAUGCACAUGCGUCUCUACAGCAUAGACUCAGCAUACAACCCCUGGACCAGACUCACACAGAUCACGCACAGCAGAGACACUGAGUACUGUGAUGAUGAACGUCCUGAGGUGCCCAUGCUCUUCAGAGACGUCCCGUCCCUCCUCAUCAUCUUCAUCCUUACCAUGCCUCAGCCUUUACGCAAAGAGCACUUUACGUGUGUGGUGAAGGUGUUGUACAGUCUGCAGUACACACAGGCUCUGGCCGCUCUGUCUAUCAGAUUCAGCCGUGAGGAGAGACUCGCCUGGAGCAACACCGGAGCUGCCAAGAAGAACACGCCAAACUCUGACAAAUCAUGGGAGUCGCUCCUGGGUCACAUGAUCUCUGAGCUGACCAAGGCCAAAGAUGUGUAUGACACCAACUCUGAGGAAGCAUUUGUGUUGAGCUCCAGUGUGUGGUCUCCUCAGUCCAUUGAGUUCAGCCUACAGCAGUUCUGUCUGCCCUUCCUGAGACUGUCCUGUUUACUGCAACACCACCUGUAUGGAGACAGCUUACCUGGCUGCCUGGUGGAAGAGGAGUUCUCUCUGCUGUCCGGGUGCCUGGGUUUAGCUGGUUCUGUUCAGUCCAGUGGAGCCAUGAGCAGUGCAGCGUGUCUGGAGUGGAACAUCAGUGCUUUCGAUCUGAUCAGUCAGUGGUGUUCAGAAGUCAUCGGUCUGUCUGAUACUCCCGCCCAGCAGUCUGUGUCUCUUUUAGUUCAGGAUCCGCAGUGGGCCGCCCCUCGUCUCCUGCACCUCCCAGACAAUUACAACACCAUCUUCCAGUACUACCACAGGAAGUCCUGCACCAGUUGUGGCAAGACCCCCAAAGACCCUGCGCUUUGCCUGGUGUGCGGCGCAUUCGUCUGUCUGAAGGGUCACUGCUGUAAACAGCAGGGUGUCUGUGAGUGUGUGCUGCACUCUCAGCACUGCGGAGCAGCGACCGGUAUCUUCCUCCUGAUAAACGCCUCGGUCAUCAUUAUCAUCCGAGGCCAUCGCUUCUGUCUGUGGGGGUCUGUGUAUCUUGACGCUCAUGGAGAGGAGGACCGAGAUCUACGUCGAGGAAAGCCUCUGUAUUUAUGUGAGGAGAGAUACCGCGUUCUGGAGCAGCAGUGGGUCUCGCACACCUUCGACCACAUCAACAAGCGCUGGGGUCCCCAUUACAAUGGACUUUAACAGUACAGCCCACAUCCUGGAAGAGGACAGGUCACAUGAUGUCAGUCCCAGCCUCUGUGACAUCCUCUGAUGAUUUGUUUCGUGUAAUAUAAAGAAAACCUGCAUUGAGUUGGCCACAGCCUGGGUUCAUGUGAAGUUUAGUGUACAAUCAAGCCUAUUGACUAAUAGCGUGUGUGUGUGUGUGUUUAAAAGUGUUUUUUUUUUUUUUUUUUUUUUUUUUUUUUUUGUGUGUGUGUGUGGAUUUAUAGGGGAGAAUUUUGUUUUGUCCCAGCAAGCUCACGGUGAAAGCACACUGAGUGACUGUGUCUCGUCCAACGGACGCACAAGUGGAAUAAUACUCCCGUUCUGUAAUGUUUGGAAAACUGACAUAGUUUUUGAGGAGAGAGACUCUUGGAAAAAGACCAAUGUUAAACAAAUCAUGUACAGAUAUCAGAAUUAAUAUCAAAACCUUGAAUGCUAAAGGUACCAAGACUCUCAACAUACCGCCCCCCCCUCCCCCCACCACCACCCCAUGACCACAUCAUGCUAUUUGAGUUGAAACACAUCUCAUAAGACUGACUGUGGGUUCUAAAGCAGGGUAUGAGAUGAAAUAUCAACCGAUUUGAGCUUAAAGUGAGAUUUAUCUCUGCUUUGAGGUGUAGUUGAAGUCAUCCUCAGGAAUUUUAUUUUAUAAGUUCUUCUUUUGUUUUGUAGUCGCAGAUAAAAAUUUUAAUAUUUAAAAAGUGCUGCUAUUCAUUGUUUGAAAAAAGUAAAUUAUACCUUUGUAAAAAAAGAAUAUUUUUACAAUUUUCGUCUUUUUUUUUUUUUCUAAUGAAGGCUUUUUGAUGGUGGUUGGCUGGUCUGUAGCACAUUAUAUUUAAUGACUGGAAAUGUCAUAAAGGUAUUUUUUUUUUUUUUUUUUAAACAUUAACGUAUUUUUUUUGCAUUAAGAAAAUGAAGUUUGUUUUAAAAUAAAGGAUCUCCGCAAUUAUAUUCAUAACAGUCAAACACUAUUUGCCCCAAAUUUGUAUUACUGUAAGCCAUCUUGUUUGUUUGUUUGUUUGUUUGUUUGUUUUUCCUCGGUAGUGUUUUUUGUGUCUUUCUUUUGCUGUCAAGAAUGGGCAGUUGUGUUUCAUUUGUUAGGAAAAUAAUGCAACGCAAAUGUGAUUCUAUAAAUCUGCUUCAUUUUUUUUAAAUGCAAAAAAAUAAUUUCUUCUUUUGUUUGGUUAGGGGGAAAUAGUGUUCUGUGAAUAUUCUUGACAGAUUUCCUGAGAUUCACCAAACUAUAACCUAAAAAUCUGACCACGUGCCCACUGAGUCAGUUGUCCCUCAAAGUUUUGAUUGUCUUUCCCAUAUUCUAAUUACAUAGUAAUGCCUGGACUGGUGUCAGACGGUCCAUAGGGGGCAGUGUUUGCCAUUACACUGAGCUCUGGUUCAAAGAGAUAUUUGAUGGCAGUUCUGUUGGUCUUAUGUAUCUCGAUGCUCAAUGCACAUUUGCAAAAAUCCUCUGAAGUAAGAAAAUUUGUUAUAGGUUUUGUAGCAACUGGCGUCUAGAGCAUAAUUUCUCCUCCUCUAGGAUUUUGCAGAUAGUGAAAUUUUCUCAUUUAAAGACAUUAUUCAUGUGUUGUGAAGAUAUUUUGAUGCACACAACACCCGAGAUAUUGAAUUCCUGAUCUAAGGUGUUUCUGAGUAAAGGGUUGUCACUUUAUUCUACUGCUUUGAACUCGGCCAGAUUGUGUGUAGAUCCUUAAUGCAAAAGUAUCAGACCAAAAUAAAAAAAGAAAAAAAGAAGAAACCUGUUUUGAUGUUAUCAUAAAGUAAAAAAUGAAAAAGGAGAAAAAGGUUAUUUGGUACUUGAUAAAAAUAGACGUUUUAGCGAAGGCUAGUUUUCCAGUCCGAUAAACGUGGUGUUCCUCAAAGCUCUGUCCUCGGACCAUCUUUGAUUGUGUAAUCUGUAACUGUGGAGAGGGCAUUAUGUAUACACAAGUUAAUUAUUUGAAAAUGCAUUAAGCUGGAUCACAUCAAAUUGAAUAUUACAGCCCAGUCCAGUGAUGGACAUGUAUGGUAUGGCACACAAUUCUUUUUUCUUUUUUUUUAUUUCACGCAGAUCCUAUGUUAGCAAAUAGUUUUAGUACUUCUUUUCAUUCUUCCCCACUUAACAAUUAAGAUCAAGCUUCACAUUAACAUAAAAUGACCCCAGUUUAAACCUGAUUGUGACACCACACUGAGAGUUCUUGAAAAAAAAAUAAAAAAAUAAAUAAAAUAAAAAAAUUGUCCCAUCCUAUUUGUUUUAAUUGUAUAUAGAAAUUUAAUACACACGUUUGAAUGCAGUUUGCAGAACAGUUUCCAUAUGAUGUUUAGUGUGUCUAUUUUGGUUGUGAGUCACAAUCAAAAUAAUGACAUUACUGGAGCCCUUGUAAUAAUAAUCAGUGCGAUUACAGUGACGCAUCUAACAUCCAGCUAUAUCCAAGUGCAUUUUGCUUUUGUUUGUUUCUUACCGAAGCACCCCCAACACCACACAUAUACACAUUCAGACACUCACACGCCAGAAGAAGCAUGUUUGGUUUGUAUUGAUCAGUUUGAUUGGUAGGUAUUGAUUAUCAUUGCUGCAGUCAUGCCAUGCUGGAGAGAGGAUGUUUUCAGUGCACUUGAAGUUUGCUUUCUUUUCUUUAUUUUGAUUUGGUUUCUUGCAUGCUGCUGUUUCUGUUAUUUUUUUCUUUUUUUUCUUCUUCUUCUUUGAGAGGUCUUUUCUCUCCUUCCCCACUUUGUAUAGACAGAAAGUUGUGUUAAGCGUGAUGGGUGGAUAAUGCUGGUGUGUUCUCCUGCGGUGAAUGCUUGUCAGGCAGGCAGUAAUACAGUACAUUACUGUAGGUGCUGAUUCAGACUUUAUGAUGUCAUCUCUGAAAGGGUGACUUUUAAUGACAUUUAAUGCAAAAUGUAACAUAUGUGAAUAAAAUAUACAGAUGCUCUGA